Messenger RNA from Recurvomyces mirabilis, 1728 nucleotides. RefSeq lists its product as uncharacterized. Lineage: Eukaryota; Fungi; Ascomycota; Dothideomycetes; Mycosphaerellales; Teratosphaeriaceae. The record is from RefSeq and is a predicted model, not a curated record. Bases 1 to 1728 code for a protein of 575 amino acids. The transcript has a single exon.
AUGUACGACUCAUGCAUCACUCGCUCCGUCCGAACAUUCUACAAUGGACUCGUGAUUGCACUCGACUACAACCUCAACUUCCGCGCCGAUCCAUGGAUAGGUGAUAGUGUAGCUGAUGUGCAUGCUCGAGCAGCGCAGCGGGUUUUUGAUCUUCUACGCGCUAAUGGAGGGCUGUACCUAAAGAUCGGCCAGGCAAUAGCAAUGCAGAGCGCUGUUCUGCCACCCGAAUUCCAGAAGAUGUUCGCGAGGAUGUUCGACGAUGCGCCGCAGAAUAGUUGGCAGGAUGUUGAGAAGGUGAUCAGGGAGGAUUUCGGGAAGAGUCCAGAGGAAGUAUUCGGAGUCAGCUUCACGGGGGAUCCGUCAAAGGGUAUCAUGGAGCGAAAGGCGAAGGCGUCCGCGAGUGUGGCACAAGUACACUGGGCAAGACUUGGUGAUGGCAGAGAAGUGGCAAUCAAGAUUCAGAAACGCGAGAUUGCUCGACAGGUCGGCUGGGAUCUCUGGGCUUUUCGAACGGUGUCGAGGGUGUACACAUGGUGGUUUGACCUACCGCUCUACCACCUUGUGCCAUACGUCUGCGAGCGUCUGAUGCUCGAGACGGACUUCCAGAACGAGGCCAACAACGCUCGCAAGAUGCGUGAACUUGUCCAAAACGAGCCGAGGCUGAAGAACAAGGUCUACAUACCUCAAGCCUUCCCAGAACUUACAACCCAACGAGUGAUGACAGCCGAGUGGAUCGAAGGCGUACGGCUAUGGGAUAAAGAUGGCAUUUCCAAGUCAUGGCAAGGUGGGUGGCGAACAGGUUCCCCUGGAUCCGGUGGUCGUCCACUCGACCCUGUCCCAGCAUCCACCAUCGCAUCAGUACCUUCCAACCACCCCAUCGACGAGAAGCUCAAGCCCAGUCGCGACAGCUGGAAAGGCGGGAAUGGUACAGGUGGUCUCGGCCUUCCACUAAAAGAUGUAAUGGAAACUAUGGUCUCCCUCUUCAGCGCCCAAAUGUUCCUCUGGGGCCUAGUCCACUGCGACCCGCAUCCCGGCAACAUCUUCAUCCGACGUCUACCCAACGGCAAGCCCGAACUAGUCCUGAUAGACCACGGCCUAUACAUCCAAAUGGAUCCUAAAUUUCGACACGAAUACGCCCUCUUCUGGCGCAGCCUUAUGACCUUCGACAACGCGACCAUCGCACGCAUCACAAAGGAGGAAUGGGGUAUCAAUGCUCCCGACGCCUUCGCCAGCGCUACUCUGAUGUCUCCGUACAAGGGAGGCGAUAACAAAACCAUGAACGAGAUCCGAAGCAUGUCUAAACUCGAACAGAAACAACGCCAAUUCGAGAUGCAACAACGUAUGCGCAAAGGGAUCCGCGACGUCCUCGCCAACCAAGAUAAAUUCCCACAAGAACUCAUCUUCAUCGGCCGCAACCUCCGCAUCGUCCAGGGAAACAACCAAUUCCUCGGCUCGCCCGUCAACAGGGUUAAGAUCACCGGGACAUGGGCCUCGCGGGCUUUAGUCGAUAGUGAGCGGCAUGCCGAUCUCGCGAGUCGAUGGAGGGAGUAUGGACGACAUGUUCUGUUUAGGACUGUGCUGUUGAGUACGGAUUUCGUGUUCUGGUGGAGUAAGGUAAGGCAGUUUUUGGGGUGGGGAAAGGGGAUGGAUGAUGAUAUUGAGGUGGAGAUGAGGAAGAUGGCUAGUGGGAUGGGGGUGGAGUUGCAGCAUGGGGUUUUUGAGGGAUAG